UGUUAACAGGUGAUACUACACAAUGUAAAAACAAAACGUAUUCGCUCACAAGUCACUAAUGUCACUGUCAAUUUACAUUCAGUUGUCAACAUAACCUUAAAAGUUCACGAAGUUAUUUACUGUAAAAAUACGAAAAUAUUUGCAUUUUAAUUAAAUAAAACGGCCUCAAAGCAUUUAAAUAUCAGUUAAACACAAUAUUAGAGCUAUCACAUAAUGAAUUUAGCGCGUAAAAUCUGCACAACGCAUCACAGUUAUGUCACUAAAAACCUUUACAGAAAGUUUAGAUUUUCUGCAAUAAACUAUGAUAAUUCAACUGCAACACAGCCUCAGGUUAAAGAAGAGAAAUACAACUUCGAGGACAUCAACACUCUAGAGCGAACAGAGCGUCGUAAAGCUCAAAUUCAGCCAUUUAUAAAGGACGUCUUCACAUCUAUAUUCAACAAAGAAUUACUAGCUUAUCCCGAGAUUUUAAAUAAGGAGGAAACUGAAUCUUUAGAGAAAAGGAUCAAUAUUAUAUCUAACGUGUUUGAGAACCCGCAAAAAACAGCCCAAGAUCGUAGAAAUGUGUUAAAAAAUACAAAAAUGUAUGCUGCGCCGAUAAGCUUAACAAGAAAUGGCUUGGCAGCUAAUAUAACUGAAAGUUUAAGGUAUUUAGAGAUCAUAGCUGGUGAUUUCCAACUUGGCCAAGAGAUCAGUGACCACUGGGUGGCUCUCCAAGCUUUGCAAGAAGGUUUAUCUCAAGAGCAAUUGUCUAUGAUUAUUGAUGAUCUGAUUUCUGGUGAUAAGCCAGUCUCUCUGGCUAUUAAAGAGAGAGUUGCUGAAAGAAUUUCACAGGCUGACUUCAGAACUGCUGCUGAAAUGGACAGUCAGGGAAUAUGGUACAUCAAUGGUGAGAAAGUCUGCAAUUAUAGCAAUGGAUACAUCCUGGUGCUGGCUACGUAUGAGUCUGCCCAGUUGAAAGCAUUCCUCGUACACCCUGGAGCAUCCGGAGUCAGCUCCAACGGAGCUUUCGUUUCUUUCAUGAAAACUCCUGCCACACCUCUGGAAAUGAUCAACAAUGACAGGUUGGCGAAGAUCCUUGGACUGUCUCGUCUGUUCGCGUCUGUUCUCUGCCGUUCUCGACUGUCAACUGCUGUCCAAAGCGUGGUGGAGUACACCAGACCCAGAGCCUUCUCUGGGAAACCGUUAUCGGAGCUGACAACAAUACAGUCCACUGUUGGGAACGCGUUGCUUGAUAUCUACGCCAGUGAGAGCGCGGAUUACUUCACAGCUGGACUCCUAGAUGGAUAUUCGGAGCCAGAUGCUGAAGUGGAAGUGGCUAUGUGCAGGAAUUUCAUAGCAAACCACGGAUUGACAUCGAUGCUGCAUCUCCUCACGAUACCAGCGUUGGACAAGGAGGAAGAAUGCAAACAGUUGCUGGACGAUAUGCGGCAUGUCGCCACCAGGGGCGAAACCCUGGAUAGUGUGAACAUGUUUAUAGCUCUCAACGGCAUCCAUCAUGCCGGCAAAGUGAUGUCGGAAGAAGUAAAACAGAUUAGAAAUCCCCUCAUGCAUCCAACGUUCAUCUUUAAGAAGGUUCUAGCUAACAGACAUCAGGAGAAAGACGAUCCAAAACUCACCCUCUACUUGGCAGAAUAUCUUCAUCCCUCCCUAAAGCAGCCCUCUGAACAGCUGGAGUACUGUGUGCUACGAAUGAGGUUCGCCUGUGAGACCCUCAUGGCGAGACACGGCGUCAAAAUAUCCUCAGCUUACACGGAGCUGGGUCGGUUAGCUGAAGCUGCAACUGAAAUUUUAGUAAUGUCAGCAGUCUUAGCUAGAGCUUCAAGGGCAUAUUGUAUCGGUCUAAGAAAUGCUGACAUGGAGAUGAAACUGGCAGCUUGUUUCGUAGAGAAAACGAGAGAUAAAGUAAGAAAAUUAAUCAAAGAAAUUGAUGACGGUGAAUAUCUAAAUUUGGACCAUUUUACUACCCAGUUUGGUAGGAAAGCGCUCGACAGUAAUGCUACCAAUCCUACCUUGGUAGAAAAACCUACGGCAAGGGUGUUUUGGUAGGUUUUUUAUUUGGUUUAUUAUUUUUUUACAGCCGUGCUAUUGAGGGUAGAUGGAAGGAGAAUUAUUUCUGUACCUAUGUAAAAUGUGUCCUAUCAUUUCAUAUACGUAAAUCCCUUAUAACUCACAAGAGGCCCUCAACGCACUUGUGCUAACUCCUUUGGUACUGCGAGUGUCCAUGGGCGGCGACGAUUGCUUACCAUCAGGUAAUCCGUCUGCUUAUUUGCAGACCUAUUCCUGUAUUAGCACUUACUUUAUUUCAGCCGAAUCGUGUAUAAAUGCGAAAUCCGCGUC
Spodoptera exigua (beet armyworm) is the source of this 2340-nucleotide messenger RNA. NCBI's taxonomy places the organism in Eukaryota, Metazoa, Arthropoda, Insecta, Lepidoptera, Noctuidae. The record is from the annotation of a GenBank genome assembly.